Molecule: messenger RNA, 1197 nt
Organism: Liolophura sinensis
Lineage: Eukaryota; Metazoa; Mollusca; Polyplacophora; Chitonida; Chitonidae
Product: probable gamma-butyrobetaine dioxygenase
Biological process (GO): carnitine biosynthetic process
Cellular component (GO): mitochondrion
Molecular function (GO): oxidoreductase activity
Source: RefSeq, a predicted model, not a curated record
AUGUGCUUCUUGACACCGGCUAACCCAAAAGUCAGCUCUAAAGUCAAAUACCAGGAAACCAUCACUCCACCGUCUUUGUCAGAAUGUGAUGGAAGCGUGGUAAGCCUUUUCUGGGAUUCCGGUUUACAUUCCAGAUUCCACAGCAGCUGGUUACGUCACAACUGCCACUGUGCUGACUGUAAACAAGAAGGGAGUGGCCAGAAAUGCCUGGACGCCGCCCACUUGCCGGAUAGGUUGACCAUUUCGGAGGUUGUGCUGAAAGGGGACAAAAUUGAGCUCCGAUGGCGGGAAGAGCCCAAUCACUUUGGUUAUCUCCCCUUACAGUUCCUGAAAGACAACAGUUAUGACGAGUCCACAUUAACACGCAAGCAGGUGGAUAGGAGGCCUCAUGCAUACCAAGAUGAAGGCAUGCCUAGGGUGCGUUUCAGCGACGUAAGAGCCUCGACAGAUGGACUUUUUAGUAUGAUGUCGAUGGUGCAUGAGUUUGGUAUGUGUCUGGUGGAGGACAUGCGCACAGCACGGGGAGGCGCCAUUGAGAGGUUUGACGUUGUCAGCACCCCAGACCCUAUCAACAUCGCCUACAGCUCUGUUCGUCUUGACCUGCAUAUGGAUUUAGCUUAUUACGAGUCACCACCGGGGCUGCAGGUUUUCAACUGUGUCAGGUUUGACAAUUUGGUCGUGGGAGGUGAAAGCAUUUUCCUGGAUGUGUUUCCGCUAAUGGAGGACUUCCGGUCUACCUAUCCCCAAGAGUUUGAGGAUUUGGCCAGAAUUCCGGCUACUUUUCAAAAAAUACACUUCAACAGGGUCCGUCCAGUAUAUAUGACCUACCAAAGACCACAUGUUGCGAUAAAUGCCGACAAAGAGAUUACUGGUGUGUUUUGGUCUCCCGCAUUCGAAGGGCCUUUGUCCGUCCCAGAAAAAGAUGUUGAGCUAUACUAUCGAGCGUAUCCUAUUGGCAAAGGCCAUCAGCGCAUCACCCUUACGGAGAACUAUCCGUCUAAAUCCGGGGAAGCUAUUGUCUUCAACAACAGACGAAUACUACACGGGCGUAAUGAGUUCUCACUCAAUGGCGGCCAAAGACAUUUUGAGGGGUGUUAUAUGAACAUUGACGAGUUCCUGAGUCACUUCCGGUUUCUGUCACAUAGCAAAGGUAGACUAACCUCUGUGAAACGGGUCGGCAAUCAGUGUUGGUUCUGA